ACACAAAAUACGACGUACCUUACAAAGUACUCUUGGGCAUCUAAAUACUUGAACAAGUAAAUAGUGGGGUCUGCCGACGAAAGCCUCAGAACUGGUUAUCAAGGUCCUUAUCAUUAAGCAUGACAUUCUUAUACGUUUAUUAAGGUGAUUUCCUACCUCAACCAGGUUUACUUAAGUAGUCAACAAGUUAGAACUGGCCUUUGGGUCUAUCCAGUCUUUAGAAGGGGAUCCCACUGAGCCAUAAUCCAUUUCAAUCGAUACUCAAGUACCGGUGCCGCAGAACGAACAUGACAUUUGCUUUAGAACUGGCUGUUGUGCCAAGGGCAUGAUCAACUAAUUGAGUUCAAGGCUGUUCGAACCGCGGCCGCGAUUGAGUCCACUAUAGCAGCAACGUCUACACCAUGGAUGGAAUGCGGCUCUUUACCUCUUUACGAUAUGAUCCAGAGCUUAUUGCCAUCCCGGUCAAAGGCUUCAUCGGCACUGGCUGGAAUCAAAAGCCGUCUGCUUACUACAUGCUGGACUUCCACCGAGAUCGCAUGCUUAGGGCGACCAAAUACUGGGGCUGGGCACCUGCCGUUGAGGCCAUUGCCGGUGACGAAGGGCUGAAGAGACUCGAGCAGUUCCUACAAACACGUAUCGACGAUCGAGUCAGCGGUGGUCCAGUUUACGUCAAGGUUAUUCUCGAUCGGGAAGGCAAGCUGGAUUGCGAAAUGCGUUCAAUCCCAAAGGUCGAUCCAAGGAAUCUAUUCCCUACAGUCUUGCCGGAGCCGGCAUGUGAAGAACCAACAGCAGACAAUGAAACGAAGCAAGUGCCUUCGAAAGUUCCCGAGUAUGAGAUCCUCGUCGAUUCUAAGGACACUACCGGAUCCGAAUACACCCAUUACAAAACAACCAACCGGGCCAUGUACGAAAGCGCAAGGUCUCGGGCUGGCCUCAGUCCGGCGGAUAAAAAAGAGGUUCUGAUCAUUAACGGCGCCGACGAAGCCGUGAUGGAAGGUAGCAUUACGACGCCUUACUUUUGGAGGGGUGGUAGGUGGGUGACUCCUCCAGUGUCCGAGACGUAUAGUCCAGGACAGGUUGGUGGUGGGAAUAGCGGCACGACUCGGCGAUAUGCUUUAGAAAGAAAUCUCGUGGUGGAAGAGGUCGUUCCGGUUCGGUCUCUGAAGGAUGGAGAGGAGUGUUGGAUAAGCAAUGGGGUCCGUGGCUUCAUUUUUGGAAGAAUCAAGUUCCCCUUGAACUCUAGAGGGUGAACGGACGUGCUCCAAUCACAGGCUCGGACGGUUGCAUCGCCCCAUUUCAAUACCACAUUCGCACUAUGAAUGACUUGGAGCCCCAGUGCUUAGAUCGCUAGUGUUAACAUCACACCUGCAUCACUUACAGGAUAUACCCUGUCGAUGUUUGGGACGCAAUGAGACGGUUCAGAAUUCGAC
Messenger RNA from Pseudomassariella vexata, 1430 nucleotides. Its product is annotated as aminotransferase. The transcript has 3 exons. The record is from RefSeq and is a predicted model, not a curated record. The coding region runs from base 402 to 1250 and encodes 282 amino acids. Gene Ontology annotation, molecular function: catalytic activity. NCBI's taxonomy places the organism in Eukaryota, Fungi, Ascomycota, Sordariomycetes, Amphisphaeriales, Pseudomassariaceae.